Melopsittacus undulatus (budgerigar) is the source of this 1569-nucleotide messenger RNA. RefSeq names its product ankyrin repeat domain 34C (gene ANKRD34C). Gene Ontology annotation, molecular function: protein binding. The transcript has a single exon. Bases 1 to 1569 code for a protein of 522 amino acids. The record is from RefSeq and is a predicted model, not a curated record. Lineage: Eukaryota; Metazoa; Chordata; Aves; Psittaciformes; Psittaculidae.
AUGGAUGUGACAGAGCUGGAGACGGGGGGGAACCCCCUCCUGAAGGCAGUGUGGCUCGGGCGGCUCCGCCUCACCCGGCUGCUGCUGGAAGGGGGGGCUUACAUCAACGAGAGCAAUGAGAGAGGGGAGACGGCCCUGAUGGUGGCCUGCAUCACCAAGCACGUUGACCAGCAGAGCAUCAGCAAGCUCAAGAUGGUGAAGUACCUGCUGGACAACAGAGCUGACCCCAACAUCCAGGACAAGUCCGGGAAAACAGCCCUGAUGCAUGCCUGCAUCCGCGGUGCCGGUGGGGAAGUGGUGUCCCUGCUGCUGGAGAACGGCUCAGACCCCAGCCUGGAGGACCACUCGGGAGCAUCAGCAUUGGUCCAUGCCAUCAACGCCAAUGACAAGGAUGUGCUGCAGCACCUCCUGAACGCCUGCAAAGCCAAAGGGAAGGAGGUGAUCAUCAUCACCAUGGACAAAUCCGCCUCCGGCACCAAGACAGCCAAGCAAUACCUGAACAUGCCACCCUUGCUGGACUUCAAGGAGAGGAGCCCUGAGGCAUGCACAGCACCCUCCAGCACCCACCCGAAAGCUCCCAUCUCAGCACCUUCCCCUGCCGAGGAGGAGAGCAGCAUCUUCCCAUCGCACCCUGGGGACAUCCCCUGUGCCAACGAGCCGCCCUCCCCAGGGCAGCACACUGGGGCAGCCCACAGAGCGCGGCUGCCGCGGCUCAAGAGGCUGCGCUCGGAGCCGUGGGGUCUGGUGGCACCCUCGGUGCUGGCAGCCUCCACACACCACGAUGACACCCGGGUGGGUGCGGAUGAGGAGGUGAUCACAGGCAUCGGAGACCUCUCAUUGUCCAAAAAGGCUCCUCUCUCCUGCAGCGGCAGCAGGAGCAAGGACCCGUCUGUCCUGCCGCCGGUGGAUGACCCUGCUCCGAGGGCACCGCUAUGGAAGGCAGCGUUCGAGAAGAGCCCGGCCGCGGUGCAGCGCCUGCCCCGCAGGAGCACGGUGCCCGAGGAGCCGGAUGCGGCCGCGGUGCAGCGCCUGCCCCGCAGGAGCACGGUGCCCGAGGAGCCGGAUGCGGCCGCGGGGCUGCGCUGGCGGCGGCUCAGCACCGAGCACCACGAUGAUGAACCCCAGCUCUGCGGCAUCCCCGGCCCGGCCGAGGGGAAGGGGCCGUUGGAGCGCAGGAGGCUCAGUGGGCCCCAUGUGGGCUCGCUGGAUGGCUACCAGGAUGCCCUGGACGGCAGCACGGGCACCUCGCCCGGGCCCAUGCGGCACCGGCCGCCUGGCUUGCUGGAGAGGAGAGGCUCCGGCACCCUGCUGCUGGACCACAUCGCACACAGCAGGCCUGGGUACCUGCCCCCCCUGAACGUGAACCCCAACCCCCCCAUCCCUGACAUCGGCUCCAGCAGCAAAGCCCCCUCCCCGCUGGCUGCUGGCCUGAAGGCUCUGGUGUCUUUCACCCCCAGCUCACCCAGGUGGGGAGACCUGCGAGCCAAAAGGAAGCUGCUCCGGAGACAUUCCAUGCAGGCAGAGCAGAUGCGGCAGCUCUCCGACUUCGAGGAAAUCGUGGCCCAGUAG